Molecule: messenger RNA, 543 nt
Organism: Rotaria sordida
Lineage: Eukaryota; Metazoa; Rotifera; Eurotatoria; Philodinida; Philodinidae
Source: the annotation of a GenBank genome assembly
AUGGAAUCGAUUGAGAAAAAUAUUAACAACGACGAUCUUGAUCAGACAACAUUAAUAACAAAUAAUAAAAGAAAACAAGACGAUGAUUCAAAUCAAUCACGACAAUUAUCAUCAAAAGUAUUUCGAUCUGAAUCAGCAUCAUUACCAUUUGGUAUUGCUAAUGUUCUUCAAUCAACAAAUGAAUCAUCAAAAAUUUGUCAAACACCUAUAACAACAUCAAUAUUAUCAGUUAAUCCAUGGUUAAUGGCUUUACAUCAUCUAUCACAAUCAUCAUCAACAACAGCAUUAGCAAAUGCAUCAAAUUGGUGUGCAAAAUGUUCAAUACAAUUUCGUCUUACAAGUGAAUUAGUUCAUCAUAUUCGUGUUCAUCAUGCAACACGACGUAGUUAUCAUCAUCAUCAUCAAAUAUCUACAGAAACAAUAACACCAACAAGAAAAACAUUUACAAAUUCAACAUCAUCAAUGAAUCUUACUUGUCAUAUUUGCUAUGAAACAUUUCGAGAACGACAUCAUUUAACACGUCAUAUGACAUCACAUCGUUAA